AUGAGAAUUCUUGCACUACACGGGGUGGGCUCUUCGGGAGCUAUGCUCAAGGAACAGUUGAGUCCGCUGGCCGGCCAACUGGGACAAACCUACCAAUUCACAUUCUUCGACGGUGCAGUAUCCUGCAAUCGUGGACCGGGCAUGCCCGAAUGGUUCUCUGGUCCAUUUUACUCAUAUGUGACGGGUUAUUCACCCGCCGAGAUGCAAGAAGCCCUCGAGGACUUAGAUGACUUUAUCGAGGAAAAUGGACCCUUUGAUGGAGUUCUAGGUUUUAGUCAAGGGGCAUCGAUCGCCGCUGCGUAUAUCAUCGACCGCCAGACGCGAGAGCCCAAUCUUCCCGCGGCGUUUAGCUUCGCAGUCCUAAUUUCCUCUGUGGGAGCAUGCGCCGCCGACCCUAGCUGCCUCGAGAGCUUGAUUCGGAAUCUGGUGGAACACUCGCCGUUCGCAUUCAGAACCGAUUUUCCGCGAUGCGACUUCGAGUUGGUUGGACCAACCGAACGCGUCUUCGCCGAGUACCUCGCCCUCGUUCAUCUGGCGAUCAAGGCGAUCGGGAUCAAAAAGCCGACCAUUGAGUUGGACUUUUUCAAGACUCUCGACGUAGAUUCUGUCCCGCGGCUUUUUCAUCCCAUGCUGGUUAAAGACCGCAUUAGCAUUCCCACAGUACAUGUGACGGGAAGGAAAGAUAACACAUCGAUGGUGCAUCAAUCUCGAAUCGUUCAGGGACUAUGCGAUGAGUCAAUGCUACGCGCCCACCGCCAUCAGGGUGGACAUAGUCUGCCUUUGAAGGUGAAUGAGAUAAAAGAUCUAGCGGUGUCAAUCGAGUGGGCUGCCGAGCGAGGAAGGGAUCGGACGGCGCUGCAUCGGGCUGGAUUUAAGAUUUAG
Messenger RNA from Penicillium samsonianum, 882 nucleotides. RefSeq lists its product as uncharacterized. NCBI's taxonomy places the organism in Eukaryota, Fungi, Ascomycota, Eurotiomycetes, Eurotiales, Aspergillaceae. The coding region runs from base 1 to 882 and encodes 293 amino acids. The transcript is spliced from 2 exons. Gene Ontology annotation, cellular component: nucleus; cytoplasm. The record is from RefSeq and is a predicted model, not a curated record.